UGUGCCAUUUGAUGAGGCCAUUUUAGUAAUUUUCCUUCUAUCACUAGAAAUUCAAUGAUAACUCCAGAACGCGGGACUAGUGAAUAAGAAAAACUAGAAACAAUUAAAAAGGAGAAGAGUUGUCGCUGCUGCUGCUGUUGCCACUGGAGAUUUCUUUCCUGGCGUUUACUCGUAACUCAGAGGAGUUUACUGGUCGAAUAGGAGAACGAUUCAAUGGUGUGUUUGUAACCUCUUAUACGUAUGCUGGGAGUUGAUACUGUGAAUUGAAUUGUUGGCUUCUAGCAGUAAAAGUUUUGUGCCUUUAAAGAUGGAAGCACUAAAUCCUCAACAUGGGCAAGUUAUUGAAAUAAGUGUUGAUGUUCCUGAUGGAAGGAACAGUCUUGCUGGUGGUAAGAUAUGUGGGGAUGCGCCUUGUGGAUUCUCAGAUGCUGGAGCUGCCUCCAAGGAUGCCGAAGAACGAUCAGCCUCCAUGCGCAAGCUCUUGAUGGCAGUGGCACUUUGUGUGGUCUUCAUGAGUGUUGAAGUAGUUGGUGGCAUAAAAGCCCACAGUCUUGCAAUAUUGACUGACGCUGCACAUUUGCUUUCAGAUGUUGCAGCCUUUGCUAUCUCGUUAUUCUCUUUGUGGGCAGCUGGCUGGGAAGCCACACCUCGUCAGUCCUAUGGAUUUUUUAGGGUAGAGAUUCUCGGAGCUCUGGUUUCCAUACAACUCAUAUGGUUGCUUGCUGGGAUUUUGGUGUAUGAAGCCAUUAUUAGACUCGUUCAUGAUACAGGCAAUGUAAAUGGCUUUCUAAUGUUUAUAGUUGCUGCAUUUGGCCUUGUGGUGAAUAUCAUCAUGGCUUUUCUGUUGGGUCAUGAUCAUGGGCAUGGCCAUGAUGAUCACAAUCAUGGGAUUGGACACAGCCAUGGAAAGAAAAUUACCACUCAUCAUUACCAUCACCACCACCACGAUGCCCAUCACCAUGAGGAGCACUCAAGAGAUGAGCACCAUUAUCAUGAGGAGCACUCAAAAGAUGAGCACUAUCCUGCUUCUGAAGAAAAUUCUGAGCCAUUGCUGGAAAAAGAAAAAGGCAAGCCAGGAAAAAAGAAAUGGAACAUAAAUGUACAAGGAGCUUACCUUCAUGUACUUGGGGAUUCCAUCCAGAGUAUCGGGGUAAUGAUUGGAGGUGGAAUCAUAUGGUAUAAGCCUGAGUGGAAGAUAGUUGACCUGAUCUGCACCCUCAGUUUUUCAGUUGUUGUUUUGGGUACGACCAUUAGAAUGCUGCGAAAUAUACUCGAAGUCUUGAUGGAGAGUACUCCAAGAGAGAUAGAUGCAACAAAGUUAGAGAAGGGACUGUUAGAGAUGGAUGAAGUGGUGGCCAUUCACGAGCUGCAUAUCUGGGCCAUCACAGUGGGCAAGGUCCUUUUGGCUUGUCAUGUUAAAAUCAGACCAGAAGCAAAUGCGGACAUGGUUCUGGACAAAGUGAUUGACUACAUCAGAAGGGAGUACAAUAUAAGUCAUGUUACCAUCCAGAUAGAGCGUUAGUGGAGGCAAUGGGUUGUCUCGUAUUGGGGCCUCUUGUUUCUUAAACGUACAAUUCUUCUGUUAUGUGGGUGCAUAUAAUCUUUGGUUUGAUAGCUCGCAGGUGUUGAGCUUUUGAAGUUGAUAUGUGAGCAGCAGAUAGGAAAAUGUUUUCAUUACUUUGAAUGGGUGCUGCUUUUUUAUCAAUAUCUUAAAUUUUGCUAUUAAAAUGUCUCUCCAUUGAGUGUUUUGAAAUCCUUGCUUUUGCUUAUCCUUGAGAAGUUGAGGAAUAGAUGCGUACGUUAUAUUUUCCUCUAGGAAGAAGCUAUUUCUGUCAUGCUUGGAAAUUGCUACAUCUUCACCAAGCCCUUGCCACUGGGAUUUGGGGUCUGCCAUUAAUAAUCAAGUGUCACGGAUCGGUGGAAACUAGAGCUGGGGGCAUGAUGUUGGGAAGUGGGGGCACUUGUCAUCCAAUGAAGCAAGACAGACUUGUUGCUCACCAUGGGUUCGACCUUUUACCAUGAAAUGAUGUGUAUAACUCUUCAGUAAAUUAACCCGCCACUGCGGUUGAUGGUAGGGAAGAUUCUGAGGUGAGGAUAAGGUUUUAAGGGGCCAUUGGGUUAACGGUUGCACUAUCACUGAUGUUUUUAUUUAGGUGGGCUACAUACAAUUUCACCAGUCAGCUACAGGACAAUUUCAAAUACUUGCAGUUUUCUUCAGAGAAUGCCUGUGGUUGUGGCAAAAGGUGUGCCAUAGUUUUGUGGGGGAAAGAUAGAUGGCACAGUUUCAAGAUGGAUAAGAUUCUUAAAUACUGUCAAAUUAAAUUUGGUGUUUUUCAAGCAGGAGAACAUUUUUUUUCUUAUCGCAUUGCCAUUGUCCUUUCUGUAAAUUUCAAGUUCCAUGCUCGUUUCUUCCA
Ricinus communis (castor bean) is the source of this 2414-nucleotide messenger RNA. RefSeq names its product metal tolerance protein 1. Gene Ontology annotation, cellular component: plasma membrane; vacuole. The record is from RefSeq and is a predicted model, not a curated record. Bases 308 to 1522 code for a protein of 404 amino acids. NCBI's taxonomy places the organism in Eukaryota, Viridiplantae, Streptophyta, Magnoliopsida, Malpighiales, Euphorbiaceae. Gene Ontology annotation, molecular function: zinc ion transmembrane transporter activity. The transcript is spliced from 3 exons. Gene Ontology annotation, biological process: zinc ion transmembrane transport.